Molecule: messenger RNA, 2124 nt
Organism: Sphenostylis stenocarpa
Lineage: Eukaryota; Viridiplantae; Streptophyta; Magnoliopsida; Fabales; Fabaceae
Source: the annotation of a GenBank genome assembly
AUGAAGGCCAUGCCCUUUCCUUUUGAGGAGUUUCAAGGGAAGGCAGUGUUGGAUUUCUCUUCAGUCUCAGAUUCAUUUUCACUGCUUUUGCAUCAUCCACAACCAAAGUGGACCAUAGACAAAGACGAUUAUUGCUAUGUGGGCAGCACUGAGCCCACCUCAGUUCUUGACUCCAGAAGAAGCCCGAACUCUUCCACCAUGUCCACUUCCCAUGGCAGUAGCAACACCAUCAGUAAGGGUGGCAGUGGUGCCUCAACCAAUAACACCACUUGUUACACUGCAACCCUUUCUCAGAACCCUCCUCACGCAUUGGAAACCAGCACAGAAAAAUGUGGUGAGAGAAUGGAGGACUGGGAGGGUCAAGAUCAAUCCAUUCUGAGACUAAUCAUGUCAGAUGUUGACCCUUCUCCAGGGUUGAGCAAGCUCUUCCAGGGCAGUGGCUGUGGCUCUCAACAAAGUGUUGAUUUCAAUGCAGGUUUUGGUGUUGUUGAUCAAGGGUUGAACAUGGUAAGUAUUGUUGACCCUUCAGGGAAUUACCCUGGUUUCCCUUUUAUUGCUGAGAAUAUAGAUGGCCAUAAUGGUAAGACUGGUACUUUGUCUGUCGGAGAACCAAUGUUUUCUGCUUCUGGUAACAAUUCUUUGGUGUUUUCAACAUCUCCUGGUGGGUUUAAUUCUCAGCAACAAGUGAUUGGGGAGGUGGAUGAGAAGCCUCAAGUCAUCAAUCCCCAGUUUGAGUUAAACCAGACUCAAGUUCAAUUCUCUGAGAACCCAUCUUACUUUGUGCCAAUGAUGUGCCCCCAAUUGCAGGAACAGCAAGUUUUCACUCAGCAUCCAGCAAAACGCCCCGUUUUUGAGCCUGUUGGGCACAAUUACCAGGCUCCAAGGUUGCCCCUUUUGGAUUCAGGGCAAGAGGUGUUUGGUAGGAGGCAGCAAACACAGCUUCCAUUGUUUCCUCAUCAUGUGCAACCGCAGGUUUUGCCAUCUGCUAAACCGCAGAAGGCGAGUUCCACCGGAGAAGAUGCAAGCCACCAGCUUCAGCAGGCUAUAUUUGAUCAGUUAUUCAAAACUGCUGAGCUGAUAGAAGCUGGGAAUCCGGUUCAUGCGCAAGGGAUAUUGGCGCGGCUCAAUCACCAGCUCUCCCCUAUUGGUAAGCCUUUUCAGAGGGCUGCUUUCUACAUGAAGGAGGCCUUGAUGUCACUGCUUCAUUCAAAUGCUCACAAUGUCUUGGCUUUCUCCCCCAUUAGUUCCAUUUUCAAAAUUGAAGCAUACAAGUCCUUUUCUGAGAUAUCACCUGUUAUUCAGUUUGCCAACUUCACUACUAAUCAAGCAAUCAUUGAAGCUGUGGAAAGGUUUGAUCGUAUUCACAUUAUCGAUUUUGAUAUCGGGUUUGGAGUGCAAUGGUCUUCUUUUAUGCAAGCGCUUGCCAUGAGGAGUAAUGGUGUGCCUUCCCUCAAAAUCACUGCCAUUGUGUCACCCUUCACUUUUGAUGAGUUUGAGCUUAAUGUGACUCAUGAAAAGUUAAACCAAUAUGCUGAAGACAUAAACAUGUCUUUUGAGCUCAAUGUUUUAAGCAUUGAGUCAUUGAACACUCCUUCAUGUCCACUCUCUGCUCAGUAUUAUGAUAAUGAGGCAAUUGCUGUGAACAUGCCACUUUCUUGUUUCACAAACUGCCCAUCAUUGUUUCCCUUAGUCCUUCGCAUUGUGAAGCAGCUUAGGCCAAAAGUGGUGGCCACUCUUGAUAGAAAUUGUGACCGACUCGAUGUACCAUUUUCCACCAAUAUAGGCCAUGCUCUUCAUUGUUACUCAGCCUUGCUUGAAUCUCUUGAUGCUCUGAAUGUGAACCUAGAUGUCCUUCAAAAGAUUGAAAAGCAUUUCAUCUUGCCAGCCCUUAAGAAGAUGAUAACAAGUCCCCUUCGUUCACAAGAAAAACUACCUACUUGGAGGAGCAUGUUUCUUCAAUAUGGCUUCUCUCCAUUCACAUUUAGUAACAUCACAGAAGCUCAAGCUGAGUGUUUAGUACAGAAGGCACCUGUAAGGGGAUUUCAAUUGGAGAGAAAGCACUCAUCUCUUGUUCUAUGCUGGCAGAGGAAAGAACUUGUCACAGUUUCAACUUGGAAAUGCUGA